GAAUCAGUCAAAACAGGCUGGCAGAAUGCGUAUUGCCGAUUCCGGCCUGGGAUGGAAGGCGCAAACUGCUCCUGGAUCCACCGUGAAGUCGACUCCGUUCCUCCUGCCCAGCGACGAAAUCUCUAGUGCUCACUGGUCCAGAGGAUCUCGUGGCUGGGAAUUGCGCAUAGACACCAAGAAUAAGGGUGUUGUAAUGCUUGACGGGUUUGAUCAGCAGGAUUUGAACGGCCUGAAGAACGAAUUGCAGAGAAAUUUCGGCGUUCAGCUCGAAGUUAGGGAACACUCGUUGCGUGGAUGGAAUUGGGGAAGGACCCAGCUCACGAGAAACGAGCUAAUUUUCAAUGUCAAUAACAGACCCGCUUUUGAGAUCCCGUACUCGGACAUCACGAACAGUAAUUUGAGCAGAAAGAAUGAGGUUACGGUAGAGAUGAACUUGGGCGAGAAACACGAACCAGAACGUACUGGAGACGAAUUGGUGGAAAUGAAACUGUACAUUCCAGGAACCUUAUCCGAGGAGGAAGAAGAAGGCGAGGAAGGCGAUAAAAACGAGGCAUCGGAGCCAAGGUCGCUCGCUCAAGUGUUCAGCGACCAGCUCAGAGAAAAGGCUGACGUUGGCCAGGUCACUGGCGAGGCAAUUGUUUCCUUUGAAGAAAUCUUGUUUCUCACUCCAAGAGGUCGUUACGAUGUGGACAUGUACGAUACGUUUAUGCGUCUCAGAGGUAAGACGUAUGACUACAAGCUACAAUAUUCGCAGAUUCAGAGAAUAUUCUCGCUUCCAAAACUGUACCAAUUGAACCACUUGAUUGUACUUCAAGUCGAUCCCCCACUAAGACAAGGGCAAACCAGAUACUCCUUCUUGACUAUUCAAGUGUCUUCCGAGGAAGAGAUUGAGGUUGAGCUGAACCUGGACGACGACGAGUACGAAAGCAAGUACAAAGAGCGACUUAACAAAACUUACAAUAAUAACACGUAUAUGGUGAUGACCAGUAUACUGAAGGGAUUUACCGAGAGACGUGUUGUGGUUCCUGGCAAUUUCAUGUCCAAAGACUCGCAGGUUGCGAUUUCCUGCUCUCUCAAGGCCAAUGAGGGACAGCUCUAUCCGCUCGAAAAAUGCUUGCUUUUUGUCACCAAACCAACAGUUCUGAUUCCAUACUCGGAGAUCACCAACAUCGUGUUCUCGAGAAUUGGCUCUGGCACAGGUGCAUCGAGAACUUUUGAUAUGGAGGUGAACCUUCGUAAUGGAGCACGCUCGCAUAGCUUUGGAAAUAUGGACCGAGGUGAGCAAACGCUUCUUGAGAACUUCUUCAAAAGCAAGAACCUCAAGGUUAGAAACGAUGAGAAGGUUGCCCAGGAGAUGUUGGCAUCUGCUAUGGCAGAGUCCGAUGGUGACAGCGACAUGGACAUGGGAUCUGCCGACGACGACGAAUCUCCAGACGAGGACUUCAAGGACGAGGACAUGUCUGGCUCUGAUGUUGCAGAGGAGUUUGACUCUGAUGCUAGCGUCAGUGAAGACGGAGAGGACGAUGAACCUCAAAAGAAGAAGCCAAAAACCUAGUAAAAAUAAUAAAUCAAUCUGUAA
Messenger RNA from Ogataea polymorpha, 1579 nucleotides. RefSeq lists its product as uncharacterized. The transcript has a single exon. The record is from RefSeq and is a predicted model, not a curated record. The coding region runs from base 26 to 1555 and encodes 509 amino acids. NCBI's taxonomy places the organism in Eukaryota, Fungi, Ascomycota, Pichiomycetes, Pichiales, Pichiaceae. Gene Ontology annotation, molecular function: nucleosome binding; histone binding; DNA binding. Gene Ontology annotation, cellular component: FACT complex; nucleus.